AUGGGACUAACACGCUACGCCAAACUGACGGGACAGGGCGGCCUGGUUCAGAGUGAUGUGAUGUCUGAAUAUUUGGAAUUUCUCUAUUCCCUGAAAAAGUACAUGCCGUUCCAAGCAUACGGCAUGCCAGUCGGAAUCUCAAUCUCUCGUCCGGAUGAUCUGGAAUACAUGGGACUGCAGCACCACGUGACCAUCGACUACACAUACCCGAUUGUCGACAAUAUCUACAUGAUGGGCAAGAUCGCUGGCGCCCAUAUGCUCGGCGAGCUGUACGCCAGAGGCCUGAGUGUGUGCGACAAAAUGAUGAUGCAGGUGUCCAUGCCAGCAAGCUGGGAGUAUUGUGUAUUCAGUAGUCUGCUGGUUCGUGGCUACAAGGACUGUGCCAAGAAUGCGGGCGCCCAGUGGGCGGGCAAUCGCCAUUUCCGAUGGCCCACAAGCUGCAUAAUUGGCGGUAUCGCCUCCACCCACUGCCAGCCGAAGGAGUACAUUAGUCCGGAUAAAGCGGUCGCUGGCGAUGUGUUGCUGCUCACCAAGGCCCUGGGCAUCCAGGAGGUGCUCAAUGCCCAUGAGUGCAUGAAGAAGAAGUCGGAACGUUGCGCACAGUGGCUGCGCCUCAGUCAAAUUGUCUCCGAGGAUGAGGUGCGUGCCGCUUUUCUGCAGGCCAUGCGGUCGAUGGUGCGUCUCAAUCGAGUGGCCGCUCGCCUCAUGCACAAGCACAACGCACACGGGGCCGCCCAUAUUGGCUUCCUUGGUCUGCUGGCAUAUGCCCAGUCCCUGGUCGCUGUCCAAAAGCAGGCCGUGUCGUUUGUCAUUGAUACGCUGCCGGUGAUCGGCAAGAUGGCAGCCGUGGCCAAAGCCAAUGCCAAUGCCAACGGCGACAAAUGCCCGCUACUGCAGGGUCUUUCGGCUGAGACUUCGGGCGGUCUGCUCAUCUGCAUGCCACGCGAGGAUGCCGUUGCCUUUUGCAAGGAUAUCAAGAGAGAGGAUGACUACCCGGCCUGGAUCAUUGGCCGCGUUGAGAGUGGCAACAGGAAGGCCACCAUCACUGAGAAUCCCUCUGUUAUAGAUGUAUAUUUUCCAUAA
Molecule: messenger RNA, 1083 nt
Organism: Drosophila obscura
Lineage: Eukaryota; Metazoa; Arthropoda; Insecta; Diptera; Drosophilidae
Product: inactive selenide, water dikinase-like protein
Exons: 1
Coding region: 1-1083 (360 amino acids)
Biological process (GO): L-selenocysteine biosynthetic process
Cellular component (GO): cytoplasm
Molecular function (GO): selenide, water dikinase activity; ATP binding
Source: RefSeq, a predicted model, not a curated record